CGCCUUCCUCUCCCGCCACUCGCUCUUUUCUGCUCCGAAAUCUUUCAGAACCAUCGUCUCACGCGUCUCUCUCUCUCGCCCGCGCGCUCGAUUUCUUCGUUUCUCUGUCGAAGCUCGAGAGCCAUGGUUGUCGCGCAGAAGCUGAAAGAGGCGGAGAUCACCGAGCAGGACUCGCUUCUUCUAACAAGGAACCUGCUCCGCAUUGCUAUCUUUAAUAUCAGCUACAUCAGAGGCCUUUUUCCUGAGAAGUAUUUCAGCGAUAAGUCUGUUCCUGCCUUAGAGAUGAAGAUUAAGAAGCUAAUGCCAAUGGAUGCUGAGUCCCGCCGAAUGAUUGAUUGGAUGGAAAAAGGUGUAUACGAUGCACUGCAAAAGAAGUAUCUGAAGACACUUCUCUUUUGUGUUUGUGAAUCAGUUCAAGGGCCUAUGAUAGAGCAAUACGCAUUUUCAUUCAGUUAUUCGAGUUCAGAUAAUCAAGAGGUCUCUAUGAAUAUCAGUCGCACGGGGAACAAAAAGGGAAGUACUUUCAGGUGCAAUUCGGGGGCAGAGAUUACUCCCAAUCAGAUGAGGAGUUCUGCUUGUAAGAUGGUCCGUACCCUUGUUCAGUUGAUGAGAACUCUGGACAGGAUGCCUGAAGAGCGUACGAUAUUGAUGAAGCUCCUCUACUAUGAUGAUGUAACGCCUGCAGAUUACGAGCCUCCAUUCUUUAGAUGCUGCAGUGAAGAAGAAGCCCAUAAUCAAUGGAUGAAGAAUCCUCUGAAAAUGGAGGUUGGCCAUGUGAAUAGCAAGCAUCUCAUACUAGCUCUUAAGGUAAAGAGUGUGCUUGAUCCUUGUGGGGAUGAGAAUGAUGACAGUCAAGAUGAUGAAGUGAGCUUGGGAGGUGAUUCUAUGCAAAGGGAUGAUUAUUCUGAAUCUGACAGUGAGGUUAACCAUUCAGCCGAUGACCAGUACAUUGUUGCGCCAAUUGAGAAACAGCAAGUUGAUGAUAAUGGCUUUGUCAAUGAAGAUGACACUCAGGAUCCUGUGGAAGAUGAACAGCAAUUGGCCCGGGUCAAGGACUGGAUUAAUUCUCAUCACCUUGGCACUCUCAGACUAACAGAUAUCCUUUCAAGUUUCCCAGACAUCUCAUUGGUCUUGAUUGAAGAGAUUAUGGACAAACUUGAGAAGGAAGGUGUUAUAUCAAAAACUGCAAAGGACGCCUACAUUGUAAACAAGCUUAAGGUUACAUCGGACUUUGAUUUUCCUGAGGUGAAACUGGAAGGGGAUGGUCAGGUAGUUCCAGCUGGUGACAAAGCUCCCUUGGUUGAUGAGCACAUGUACAUGAAGGCUUUGUGUCACGCUCUCCCGAUGAAGUAUGUAACGGUUACGAAGCUUCAGGAUAAGCUCAAUGGAGAAGCGAAUCAGGCUACCAUCCGGAAACUCAUUGAUAGGAUGGUCCGUGAGGGCAUGGUUGAAGCCAAAGGCAGUCGCAGGCUAGGCAAGCGCGUUAUCCAUUCUGAUCUGACUGAGAAGAAGCUAAAUGAAGCCAAGAAAGCCUUGGAGAAUGACGCAAUGGAUGUGGAUACUCAUGAGCAGUCCAGUAGCCUCCACCCUCAGGAACUCAUGACUAAGGGGAACCGCCACCCAGACAUGUCCACCUGUGGCAUCCUACACUCCAUUGGAUCAGAUCUCACGCGCAUGAAGGUCAGAUCUAACUUGAAUUUGAAUGGUUCCAUCCAGAGUGAGCAGACUGUUUCUGGGAUGAAGGGGAACGAGAACACUCCCACAAGCAGGGCCAAGUGCCAGUCGGUGGCCUCUCGAGAGAGCUUUAUUCCAGGAAAUCAAAACAGCAGAACCAAUGGACCUACGACAAAUGCUGACGACAUGGACACUGUUGCAUACAAUGGAUCCACUCAGGACAAGCAAUCAAGAAAAACGAGCACAGUUAAGGACCCGAUCCUUCAGUCCUCAAAGCGCCAGAAGUCACAAGCCCUCUGAGGACCUUCGUCAUUGUGAUGCUAUUAUCUGGGAACUCUCCAGUCCAUUCAAAACCUCAUUCACUACUGCCCCUUAAGAUUUUGUAUGCUUCUGGACUCGGUCAUUUUUAUUGUCCAACAAAACAGCAAAAAUAGCACCUGCAUUCGGCCCAUUGGCAUAAAUUGAAGAACGUGAAAUCUUUGAUGAUGGAA
Messenger RNA from Rhodamnia argentea, 2165 nucleotides. Its product is annotated as meiosis-specific protein ASY1. Lineage: Eukaryota; Viridiplantae; Streptophyta; Magnoliopsida; Myrtales; Myrtaceae. The transcript has 22 exons. Bases 124 to 1974 code for a protein of 616 amino acids. The record is from RefSeq and is a predicted model, not a curated record.